Molecule: messenger RNA, 3513 nt
Organism: Prorocentrum cordatum
Lineage: Eukaryota; Dinophyceae; Prorocentrales; Prorocentraceae
Source: the annotation of a GenBank genome assembly
AUGUACAAGGAGAUGUCAGUUCUGGGUUCCGAGGUGGAGGUCGAGGAGUCGCUGCAGGCGAGGGCCGUGCUCUGGCAGGGCUUGGUCGAGGUCCAUACUCACGAGUCUCUCAUGACGGAGGUGUUUGCCGCGUCCAAGAGGCACAAGAAGGCUGACCAGGACGUGGAGGAGCCGCCGGAGUCCCAAGCUGAAGCUCGAGAUCGACGACGGAAGCUGGAGACGGCGGUUCGCAAAAUCCAUGUCAAUCUUGGCCAUCCUGCGGUUGAGGGCCUGAUCCGCAUCCUGAAGCAUGGCAACGCGACCGAGGAGGCCAUCGCCACCGCACGGGAUUUCAAGCGUGAUGUCUGCGAACAGAACCGAGCUCCCAAGUUAACACGGCCAGCGACAGUUCCCAGAGACAUUCAGGUGUUGUCUGAGGUGGGUUUCGACGUCAAGGAGCUGCUGUACUACAUAUGUGGGAAGACCUGGGCCGCUCUGAACGUCGUGGACGGCGCCAGCUCUCUCCAACAGAUGAUGCCGCUGGCGGGCAACGAGGAGAACGGUGAGACUCUCAGGAAGGCCUGGGACGUGGGCUGGCGAAGGCCCUACGGAGCACCGGUCAGGGCCAAGUGUGACUCGGCCCGGGCCAACACCGGUGCCAUCAUGUCCGAGGUGCUGGAGUGCGACGGCGUGGACUUCGACGUCAUUCCAGGAGAAGCUCACUGGUUACUCGGAAAGGCUGAAAGACAUGGCUCCUGGUUUGCCAACAUUCUGAGCAAGGUGAUCGAGACUGUCCAGCCGAAGAACCAUCAGGAGUGGGAGCAAUGCGUCAGUACGGUCUGUGAUCAGAAGAACCGCCUUUUGAGGAAGCAUGGGCACAGCCCAUACCAACAUGUGUUCGGGCGUGACCCUCCUCUCCCGGCCGACCUUCUCAAGUACUCAUCGGACAUUGUUGCGAACAGCUUGGCACUGCACAACGACGUCUACCAGCGCGCUACUGCUGUUCGGGCUGCCGCUCGCAGGGCUAUUCUGAUGCACAGCGACGAUGAGGCCAUGAGGGUCGAGGCAAAGCGGCUCCCGAACACCUUCGACAUGCUACUCGAGAAGAGGAAUGGGCAGACUGGCAUGUGCGUCAAGAGUUCAAGGCCGCUCAAGAAAAGUUUAAAGGAAAGCAAGGCAACUCGGUCUACGUGGACCUACCUGCUGAGAAUCAAGGACAGGCUCCGGCUCCACCUGGCGAAGGUCGUGUCAUUGUGGUGCCGGCACCUCUGCCUGUUGGUCCUGAGCCUGCUCCACCUCCCGGGCCCGCUCUACCUGAGGACCGACCCCUACCUGACGCUGGAUCGACUGACGAUCCUCGAGGUGGACCAGGCCGCCAAGAGAAAGACCGACGAGCUGCAAGAUCCAAGUCUGGUCGCACGACGUGUGUUCGACAUUGAGGGCAAGCCCUUGAAACGCCUGAGGGAGACGACGGCGGUCACGACUGAGGGUCUCGCAUCAUCGUCUGCAUCUGGUCAGGCUGCCGCAACAACUGUGCAACCUGCCGUCGAGGAACCUCCGACUCGGCCAGCUGACGCUCGGCAAGCGCUCUUGGACUCCGACCCGGAGCACGACGAGUUAGUGGCGGAGGCUGAGACGGAGGGUCAGGACGCGAUCAUCACUGCUGAUGUCUGCCUGACCUCCAUGGUGCGUACCGGCGAGCCCUGCUACGAGGCAUUGCUGGAGAAGGGUCGCAAGGACAUCACCGAGAAGCUUCGACCCGACCUCAUCGAGGAGAUCCUGAACGCCAAGAUGAAGGAGUGGCAGACCGUGGACCAGGAGAAGCAUGCUGUACGUGUGUGUAGCUUGAAAGAGUCAGGGGAGAUCAAGCGUACCCGACCCGAUCGACUUGUUGACACGCGCUUCGUCAUGACCAUCAAGUACGACCCCGACGGCAAGGAGCUGGUAAAGGCUCGUUGGGUUGCCAGAGGCUUCAAGGACCCGGACGCUCUCAAGCUCGUCUACUGGAACCAGACAGCUGCACCCACGAUGGACCCCUCUACGCGAAGCAACCACCUGGCGGUCUUCCUGGGCUUCAUCCUGAUCAAGUGGUGGAACUUGUGUUACCCCUGUAUGGCCUGGAUCACGCUCCUUGCCGCUGGUUCUCGAAGAUUUCAGGGCAAGCCGUGGACGAAGUGGCGCUUGGACCCCUGCCUCUUCUUUCUUCGAGACGCUCAAUGUAAGCUCUGUGGUAUUCUUGUGGUUCAUGUUGAUGAUGUGCUGAUCGCUGGUGAAGGAGCUUAUUUCAAUGAGGCGGUGCAGAGAUUGAAGGAGGAGUUCCCUUUCCGAAAGUGGACCGUCGGUGAGGGAGAGUACUGUGGCAGUGCUCUCUACCAGGAUCCGAAGACGUUCGACAUCUCUAUCCGCCAGACCACGCCUUACCAGGAACUCAAGCCAAUAACAGUUCGACGACGGUUGCCGGACUUCGACGUUUACUUGGUCAAAGAGGUUGGAUCUGCAGUCAGACACGACCAGACACCAGCGUGCAGCUUUCUCAGGGACAACAAGUGCUACCUCGACCAACUGUGGAACGGAACUCAGGCCGGCUACAUCCUGGGUUUCACGACUCGUGAGAUGGCGGAGGGCAAGAAGUCACCCUGGAGUCCGGCAGCCUGGCGCUCGUACCGACUCAAACGUGUGGUGGGUUCUACCUUGGCAGGUGAGACACAGGCUCUGUCUGAUGGCAUUGGUCACCUAGAAUGGUUGCUGUGCCACUUGUCCGAGGCUCUCUACGCGGACUUCGACAUCAAGACGCGUGAGCGUUGGCUAGGUCGACAUCCAUGCUUGGCGGUGACCGACUGCAAGAGCGUGUACGACCACCUCACGGGCGCUUCAUUGCCAUCCACAGUUGGAGAUCGCAGAGUUGCCGUGGACAUGGUCGGCACUUCGUGGAUGGUGCACUUUGUGGUUACUGGCGACCACGACUCGUGUCGCACGUUCUUGAUCACCUUGGGUCACGCGUCCACCGCUGGGGCGGUGGUCCACAAUAAGUCUUCCAGCAAUGCCAAGGUCAACGCGAGUGUCCUGCUGGGCUCCAAGUACGACGAUCAGAAGAUCGGCCUUACCUACACGUUGACGACCAAGCGUGUACAGAUCACGGGGCCAGCAGCUAUCAUAGACGCGGCCGAGAUCACGCUGGUCGAUCAGGAGAAUCGUUUCACCAACUUCAUCGCCUCUGGUGACGACAGUGAGUUCGCUGGGGCUCCUACCGCUGCUUCUAUCGCCGUCGACGCGCUGAAGAAAUGGGCCGCUCAUGACUACGAGGAGCCUGCCGCAGCCGAGGAGGCAUUGGAGCAGGAGGUCCUCAUCGGAGAGAUCCUGCAGGAGUCUCGCAUCAAACUGGAAGGCCACCCGGAGCUGUACAACCGCUUCCGGUCGAUUUUGAUCCGUGAGUUCACGAACUCCAUCGAGGAUGGUUUUGAAACCUCGCCGCUGCCGUCUUCCAAGCCGGACGCGAGCAUGGGAGAGGACAAGGCCGGGAAGUCCAAGCCGUGA